AGUGGGGUCUCGCGGCAGCAGCGGCGGCUCCUCACGGCGCCUUCGCCCGGGAUCUGCAGCCGAGCCCGACGCGGGCCACCAUGUCCGACAACGGCGGGGCCGAAAAGAAGCUUCCGCUGGAGGCCGAGGCGGGGCCGGGGCGGGAGGUGACGACUGCGGAGCGGGCCCCCCCGGACCCCUUCCCCCUGGCGCUGAAGAAGCUGAUGGAGAACCCGCCGCGCGAGGCGAGGCUCGAUAAAGAAAAAGAGAAGGAGAAACUGGAAGAAGAUGAAGCGGCUGCUGCCAGCACCAUGGCUGUCUCUGCCUCCCUCAUGCCCCCGAUCUGGGAUAAAACAAUUCCAUAUGAUGGAGAAUCCUUCCACCUUGAGUACAUGGACCUGGAUGAGUUCCUCCUGGAGAAUGGGAUCCCUGCCAGCCCCACUCACCUGAUCCAGAAUGCACUGUUGCCUGGGAUUGAGCUGGAGGGGAAAGAGUCCACCAGCUCUUCCACAGCUUCUCCAUCAUCAUCUUCCACCAUGGUCUUUCAGCCCUCAGAGACAGCUUCCAGCACAGAAUCCUCUGUGGAAAAUGAAAGAGAGACUCCCAGCCCCAUUGACCCCAGCUGUGUGGAGGUGGAUGUGAACUUCAACCCUGACCCUGCGGAUCUGGUCCUCUCCAGUGUGCCUGGGGGUGAGCUCUUCAACCCUCGAAAGCACAAGUUUGCCGAAGAGGACCUGAAGCCUCAGCCAAUGAUCAAAAAGGCCAAGAAGGUCUUUGUCCCUGAUGAGCAGAAGGAUGAAAAGUACUGGACGCGCCGGAAGAAGAACAACGUGGCUGCCAAGCGCUCCCGGGAUGCCCGGAGACUGAAGGAGAAUCAGAUCACCAUCCGUGCUGCUUUCCUGGAGAAAGAGAACACGGCCCUCAGGACGGAGGUUGCAGAGUUGCGCAAGGAAGUGGGCAAAUGCAAGAGCAUUGUCUCCAAGUAUGAGACGAAAUACGGACCCUUGUAAGCACCAUCCCCUCUCUGUGUUAGACGUCUCUGCCGAGGGACUCCCAGAGCGAGUGUGUGGGGAGGCACUGGGACUCACCACAGCUAGCAGGAGGCCCGCUGCUCCCAGCCUGCCUUGUGCCAGGGCCCUUCUGCCCCAAGGGUGUCCCAGAGGGUGCAUCUGGAGGACUUGGUAACCCCUCACUCUGAGGGGCAGGAUUCCCUGCUGGUGGAGGAAUAAAGGGACUCUCUUUAGAUGGGUGACUAGGGCUCAGCUUUCUACCCUUGGACAUCCCAGUUGGAUUGGAAAGGGGACCCUCUGGAGUGUACAGCCUCCUUUCAUUGAGUGCUCACUCUUUCUUUGACUUUCCUUCCAUUUUAGAUCUGGGCUAACAAGGGCUGCCUCUCUGUGGCAUCUUGGAAUGGUCCCUGGUUUUUCCUGCCCUCACAUCCCAUCAGAUAGCAGGGUGUGUUGGCCAGCGACCUGUCAGAUUCCGAGUGACGUCGCUCUAAAGACUUUUAACAAACGCGAAUGUUAAAAACCACAUGUGAAUCCAUCGGCAGUGGCCAGUGACGUCCAGGAGGCUUGCCACAUCUGGUGAUGAUGACCCACUUGCCUGCCUCUGGGGGUGGCCGGAGGACAGUGCCUCCUUCAGUGCCCCCCGAGGCUUCUGGUUGGAGGUUGGAAAACACAAGAGACACGCAGGACUUCUCCCCGAGUGAGCCGGGCACCUGGCCGGGCAGCCCUCGCCCUGCUGUUGGCGGCAGGGAUAGAAGCAUGGGGGUAACUGCUCUGAUGUGUCUUCGUUUUCCUUGGCCAGAGACGCUCUGGUUUCUUUCUAGGUACAUAGCCAGCUAGAUCUGUGUAUAUACAUAUAGAGACUCGUUUUUAGGAGUAAGCACUGCUAACCAUUUCUUCAUCGUGGUGUGAUUCCAGUUGGUGGGAUCGUUCUCUCCCACCCGCUGAGCCCCGUCCUCAGUCAGGGCCCCAUCCCCCACAGCUUUCUGGAGAAGGAGGGGUGCUGCUAUGCCGAAUGAAAGAUCCCUAGUACAAGCCAGGCAGCAGGAAUGCAGGAGUUGGAUUAGGGCCGAUGCCUUGGACCUGGCAGGCCCUGCGCAACCGUGGCCAAAGAUGAGGGCCCAUGUGGAACCACAAGAGGGGAGGGGGGCCUUGUGAUUUUCUUCAUGGUAACGGAAGGACGCCCUUGACCCCCAGCCACGCCAUUUCUUGUGCCAAGAAGAGGACGCAGAGAUUAAUUCUGUAUUCUGAGAAGAGUUCAGGAGAGCAAAGGAAGGUUAACAACCGGGAUGUGUUUUCUGAGACGUUGGAGGCCGGGUGGGGGCACUCUCAUUGGUGUCUCGGCAUUCUGCCUUCAGCCUCCUUGUGGGAGCUGCUCCAUUUUGGAUCCUUCAGAACUGACAAAUCAUGAGUAAGCUUGAGUGUUAGAAGCUUAUACGUAAAAGAAUGUGUACUGAUCACUUGAGAAGUCCAGACCAAGGUGGAGGCCUGUGGGGAGAAGAACCUGCGGCCCCGCGGGCUUCCUCUGGGGGAGUGGCGCUGGGGAGAUGGUCAGUUAGUUGGGAGAGGCCGCCAGGGGGCUCGGGCCCUCUGGACUCUGCUGCCUGCUCGCUGGGCCCCGAUCACUGUCGCACAGACCACCUUGCAGCUCCUGGACGGGGACUUUGCUCGUAUUUCUGCUAAUGUAGCACAAUACAUUUUUUAGAAAAAUGAAAAAAAAAAAAAAAAGACAGUCGCAAGACAGCUGUUCAUACUGUGUUUCUGGUGCCAGAGGGCCACGUGAUGGAUGUUUAUUUUUCUACGUUUUGGAUAGUCUGGGGCAGGCAGGAGCUGGGAUGGCAAAGGAUGCUUCCCGUCUCCCCUCUGGGAGUGUGUCAGGGGUGUCUGGGAGGUGGCCUCAUUUGGCGGGCAUCUCUGUGUGAGCUUCUAAGGACAAGGCAGGAGGGAAGCCAAGGAAGAAGGUGCAAGCUCGGACCUUCCCAUAUGAUAACUCGUUGGCCUUGUGUGUCCUCGUGUGUAUGUGUUCUGCUUGUGGGGCGAGAGGGAGGGGGUGGGAAUGGGACCUUCCAAAAAACCCAAGGAAUUAAAUAUUUUGAGACAAAUUUUGGUCGGCCUCUUCUGUAUUACUGCUUUCCCUACUCGGCUCGUUAACCCAGAGCUUUCUUCCCCCAGUCCUGCUCUGGCUGCUGCAGCCUUUC
Molecule: messenger RNA, 3184 nt
Organism: Gracilinanus agilis (Agile Gracile Mouse Opossum)
Lineage: Eukaryota; Metazoa; Chordata; Mammalia; Didelphimorphia; Didelphidae
Gene: TEF
Product: TEF transcription factor, PAR bZIP family member
Exons: 5
Coding region: 81-989 (302 amino acids)
Biological process (GO): regulation of transcription by RNA polymerase II
Cellular component (GO): nucleus
Molecular function (GO): DNA-binding transcription factor activity, RNA polymerase II-specific; RNA polymerase II cis-regulatory region sequence-specific DNA binding
Source: RefSeq, a predicted model, not a curated record